AUGCCGGCUCCCUCCCUCAACCUGCAAAUACCCUCCUACCUCGACGCCUACCUCCUCGAUGCAAGAGUCUACUUACCCGCAAGCUACACCGCCCCAACGACCCAACACUGGCACCGAAAGUUAGCCAUAAUCGGACAUCCAUACGCACCGUUGGGUGGGAGCUACGACGAUCACGUAGUGCUGGAGGUUGUAAAGACACUAUUGAGAGCAGGCUGGGUAGUUUCUACCUUCAAUUUUCGGUACGACUUGAAAUAA
Molecule: messenger RNA, 255 nt
Organism: Tuber melanosporum (Perigord truffle)
Lineage: Eukaryota; Fungi; Ascomycota; Pezizomycetes; Pezizales; Tuberaceae
Exons: 1
Coding region: 1-255 (84 amino acids)
Source: RefSeq, a predicted model, not a curated record